ACACUCAGGAACCCGGAAGCGGCGUCCCGGCGGCUGGGAGAAGCCGGCCCCCUGUAGCGCGGCCAUGCAAUCCCCGGCCGUGGGGUCCAUUCUGCUCUCGUCUUCGGCCCCCGCCGGGGAGCCCCGGCUGGCCCGCUGGUUGCGCUGUGGCAGCGGUAUUCUGGCGCAUCUGGUGGCUUUAGGCUUCACCCUAUUCCUGACCGUGUUGUCCCGACCCGGGACCAGUCUCUUUUCUUGGCACCCUGUAUUCAUGGCAUUGGCGUUCUGCCUGUGCAUGGCUGAAGCCAUCCUGCUCUUCUCUCCUGAUCAUUCUCCAUUCUUCUUCUGUUCACGCAAGGCCCGCAUCCGACUGCACUGGGCAGGGCAGACACUGACCGUCCUGUGUGCUAUCCUGGGCCUGGCCUUCAUCAUCUCUAGCAGGAUCCGAAGCGAACUGCCCCACCUUGUGUCCUGGCACAGCUGUGUGGGGGCUCUGACGCUGCUGGCCACCCUUGGGCAGUCUUUGUGUGGGCUCGGCCUCCUGUGCCCCCGGGCAGCCAGAGUCUCUCGGGUGGCUCGCCUCAAACUCUACCAUCUGACUUGUGGUCUGGCGGUCUACCUGAUGGCCACACUUACCGUGCUCCUGGGCAUGUACUCGGCAUGGUUCCAGGCCCAGAUCAAAGGGGCCGCCUGGUACCUGUGCUUGUUCCUGCCUGUCUAUCCAGCCCUGGUGAUCAUGCAUCAGAUCUCCAGCGCCUAUUUGCCAAAGAAGAAAAUGGAAAUCUGAAUCUGCAUCCCUACCUGGAUCCCCUCCUUCUCCCUUAGCCCCCAAACCCCCCGGCAGUUACUUUCUUCUUCUGUGGCUUUUCCUAUAUUAUUCCUCCAACCUAAUGAGGCAGCCUCAUAUUUUAGGAACUCAGAUUGCUGUGGGGUGGUGACUGAAAAGCCCAGAAAUAGAAAUAACAUCAGAAUUGGGUGGAAGAGGAAGAUGAUAAGGAGUAGAGAGCCUAGACCCGAGUUUGUGGCCUUUUGGUCAGGGCAUUAUGAAGAACUGGGGUUCCCUAUAGGUGGUUGAGGUUAUUGAGGGGUGAGGUUAUAUUUGUUUAUGAAUGGAUGCAUAUCCCAACCUAUUGGAGAGACACGGUGGAGGAGUCAGGAGUCCUGGUUACUCCUCCUUCCAGCUCUGUCACAAAUUAGCUGGGGGGCUUUGGCUUAGCUUUCAGGGGCUGGGGAGGACCUCCCCUUCCUCACUUCUAGUGUGAGGGCAUUGUAUCAGACUAUCUCUAGAAUCAGUCCUUCUGUGAGGUUGACUUUGAGGAUGGCACCUCUGCCCUCCCAUAACACGUCCCUUAGUGCCCUUAUCCUAGAGACAAAUCUUCAUGGGGCCUGGACCAUGGAGCUGACCCAGGGUGGUCAUUCUUAGGUUUACUUAGGGCUCCCUUCACUGGAGAGUAGUGUAUACAGGGGGCCUCUUCUCAGGUAUAGACUGACCAGGCUUUGGAGUUGUCAAGGGACCAGGCAGCCUGGGGCCAUUUGAGGUGUUCAAGGCUCCAGAUGGUGAAGCACUAGAGUCACUUUAACACUUUGGGUGGGGAUGGGGAUUAGAAAACUCAGCCAUCCCUUUCCUUGGUGGACUUUGAUACCCCCUAGCCAAAGCUCAUCCACCUUGGUUGGGACAGGAGAACUGAGCACCCUCUUAAGGGUGGAUUUCAGAGGAAGCAGCCUGUGCUCAGCCUUGUCAGGCUGGGUCCUGGGGCUUACUGGGUCUUCCCUGUUCCCUUAAGUACCGUCCCUAGGAAAGGAAGGUGAUCCCAGAGGUAUCUGCAAAGUCUCUUGACAGGGAGAGAUUAGAUUGACUAUUUAGGGGUACCGAGAUGAACGGGUCAGUUUGUGUGGUUGCAGUGUAUCCCCUCCCCUUCCUCUCCUCAUUUUUUGAUACUUCCUUAGACCCCAUCUCUUGUCACAUUGUAUCUUGGAUGGUCAGAAUUUGGGCCCAGGUUCCUGGUGAAUUGAAUUUAGUUCUAGGUGUCAAGGGAUAGGCGACUCUAAAGAGAUCUGGUUGUGGUUUCCAGGCCUUUUCUUUGUAUCAGGGUACCUAACUGGCAAAUUGUGGUCACUUAAGAGGUCUGUUUUGGUCUGUUUUAGCCAAAUGGGACUGAGCCCCGGAGCAGGGCAAGACUUUGGGGAAGUCUAUUAUAGAAGGGACUGCAGGAGGAGCCCAGGGGAUUCCCCGGGAGUGCUGGCCUUACCGACCAGAAAAGAUCUGGGGUCGGAGCUUAGUCUUCUAGGAAUAAUGGAUCCUUGGGUUUGGGGAUGAAAUCCUUAGACACCUGCCUGGCAGGUGACAGUGCCCAGGACGGUGCAUCAGUAGGGUAAGAAGGAAGGAUGGAAAGGUUCACAGAAUAAGCCAGAGAAGGGCAGGAGUCCCCAGGCCUAGGAAGUGGCCAAGGGGCCUUCCGAUUGCCGAGCAGCCCGGGAUGACCAUGCAGGUGAGCUACCUACGGGGUUGGGCUCUGUCCCUGGCAGCCUUUAUGUUCUUCCUGCUUUCUACUCCCUUCUACAGUGGGAAUUAGUGGGGGAACUUUAACUUUGCCGAGCAGGAAGGGAAAGCGUUGUCUCCUACGGCUUGUGUUCUGCGUAUGUGUUGGGACAGGGGAGUUAUGGAGGCAAAGGGAAAGGAGGGUUCUCGGCUACUGGACAAGCUGGCCCCCAGCCCUCCCAUCCCAUUGCCCCCACCCUUCUGAGCUGGGCUGGCCGUGGGAACCGGGUCCCCCUUGCUCCCGCCAAAGGGAGGCUGUGGCCCAUCGGGCCGGGCCUGAGAGCCAAACCCCGGCACUGCACUCAAGGCUGAGCCUGCGGGGUGGUGUAACCUCCCAGGUGGUGAGGGGGCGGGCAGGCGGGGUGCUGACAGCCAGCCGGCAGUUUGCGGGGGCCGUGCCAGCUGAUGUCUAUUCCCGGCCAUCGAUGAGGAGAAGCCAUUUCAGUUCUGCGAGGGGACGGGCCCCAGCUGCCACGGCCUUCCGGCGUCCCCCACCCCUGCGCUCCGCACUGGCCUUGGGGAACCAGGGACUGGCUUGGGAUGGAGCCGGGAAGGCCCCGUCUGGCCGGCUGGCUGUCAUGUGGGCCGAACAUCACCAGGGGGAGCCCUCUUCCUUGGCAGAAGUCACCUCCCCCUGCCCCCCUUUCCACCUGGCUUCCCAGCCAGCCAUAGCAGCUGGACCCCCAUUAGCCCUCCGUGCCAGGGCUCUGUCCCUCCAGCUGGGAUGGUAGGAGCUAACGGCUGCUUGUCCCUCCCUCCAUCACCCCCCUCUUCUGCUUCCUCCAUCUGGGAGGCUUGGCUUCACAGAAGGGAGGCAGAGGCCCAUGGCCGACCACUGUCCCCUUGACCGGCCAUACCCUGUGACUGGAGAGGGCUACUCGUCAUAAUUUUAAAUCAGAGUGCUUGGAUUUCAAAAAUAUUUGCAUGCCAUUUGCACAACUUUGUAUAUUGGAUCCCUACACUCUGAAUCUCUGGAAUAAAUUUGUAAUUCGGUUCAAAGUCAAUAUUAAGGAUACUAGAUGUAUAAAAUUUAAAUGUUUUAGAAAUCAAGCCAUUUAAUUUGAUUUUGGAUUAAGAUACUUCCCUCCACAGUGCUCCUGGCUCCCUCAUACAGUCUGACAAGAAAAUGGGAGUGUGCUCCUGGCCCCCAGGCCCUCCUUCAACCCUUCUUCCCUGCUCUGAGCUGUGAGAGAACCCCCUUCCCUCUCCCUUCUGUGGCCCACCACUCUCCCAGAGCACAUCCUCUUCUCCCUGCCCUCACCCCUUAUUCCUAGGCCUGCCUUCCGCCCUUUCUUCCAUUUUCAUUCUUUUGCCCUCCCAUGCACAGAUUCUGCAUAGCUUCUUUUUGAAACCUCAGUGUGGGAGAUCCAGGCCCCCUUCCCUGAGACAGCUGGCUGCUGUGCCAAGGUCUGCUCAGAAUUAAUAAUAAUCAUUAGCUGACAUGGUGCCGGUGCCUCUCAGCUCCAGAUAUCUAAGCACUUUGAAGGCUGAGUCAGGCAGCCCUUAUAUCCUCCCCGCCUCCCCCACCCCCCAUGGGGUGGUAUCUUGGUGGGAAGGAAAGGAGGAGUCUUAUCUCCUAAGCUUUUCAUUGAGGAGUCUCUCCUUUCUCAGUGGGAGGAUAGAAUUCUGGUGUCCUACAGGGGCCCCCAAGACAAGGCAUACACAACAGCAGUGUAAGGAUCUGGCUCAGGCUGGUUGGUGUCUGAAUAUCCUAGCCCUGGUUUUUCUGAGGGCACUUCCUUCCAGAGCUCAGGGCUCUGUUUGUCUGACUUGUGUCCUUUGGUGGGAAGAAUGGGACACCCCAACUCAGACCUGGGCUCUGCCACUGAACGACAUACUAACUUCGGAAAGUUUGGGGAGGAGGCAGGUCCAGUGAAGAACACACUGGAUUCAAGUUCUGAAACUCUUGCCACUUACAAGUCACUUGACAAGAAUCUGUAAAAUCAUCUGUAAAAUGGGGAUAUCUUGUACUACCUACCUCAUAGGAUGGUUGUGAGGAUCACAUCAAAUGAUGGAUGUGAAAGUGCUUUGUAACUGUAAAUGCUGUGUGACCAUAAGCGGCUGUAACAGAUAAUGAAAGCACUUUAAAAGACAUAAAGCACUAUCCAAGUAUAAAAUGGUGGUAUUUGGUCAUUCUCGUCCUUUUGCUGCCUCUAUGCUCAGUAGGUGCUCAGGUAACUUUUUAUUGCGAUAUUGGGAACCUUCUGAAGGUCUCCCAAGUCUCCUUUUACAGGAGGGGUCUUUUCUACCCAGGGACCCAAGACUUCUUUCUUGGGUUGUUGUUUCAUUUUGUCAGCCUCAGGCUGUUGGAACCUGGAUCACAAUCCUAUUCUUCCCCCAAGCUUUCUAUUGAAAUUAAAAGGAAAAAAAAAAAAAAAAAAAAAAAAAA
This is a messenger RNA of Sarcophilus harrisii (Tasmanian devil), 4907 nucleotides long. RefSeq names its product cytochrome b561 domain-containing protein 1. The transcript is spliced from 3 exons. Gene Ontology annotation, molecular function: transmembrane monodehydroascorbate reductase activity. Bases 65 to 766 code for a protein of 233 amino acids. NCBI's taxonomy places the organism in Eukaryota, Metazoa, Chordata, Mammalia, Dasyuromorphia, Dasyuridae. The record is from RefSeq and is a predicted model, not a curated record.